AUGGCACCCACAACACCGAGUGAGUCCCCAAACAACAUGACAUUGAUUAUCAUCAUUGUGGUAGUUGUUGUGGUAGUGUUUCUGGUGGCUGUUGGGGCAUUUGUAUUUCUGAGGAGUAAAUCGAGCUCUCGCGAUGGCAAAUUGCCCAAAAACGAACCAGAAGGAGAACCAAAUGCUCCCGAAGACAUGACCAAGAGUAUAUCAAUGCAGCAUGGAGCCCCUCUUGGGAGUGACGAAUCAGAACGAGUGUCACAACAACCUGCCAGAAUCCCGGAUUCCGUGUUGGAGGUUCCUGAUGCUCCUACUGGUGGUGCUGUUUGGGACCGAACUUUGAUUGAACUAAAGAGGGAGGGUGUAAAUGAUGUUGUGGGGGAUGAUGCACCCAUGACGGUCACAGCUGUGCUUCAUCAGCCUGAACCAGUACCGAUAGCAAUUCACCAAUCCGAGGCUCUUGAUCAAAAGAGAAGGAUCAGUGAUCGCUCUGACCGUCGACGUGGUAACAAACAAGGGGACAUGGUCCCUGUGGCCAAAGCUGUGCCUUUCGAUGAAACCCUGUCUGAAUCCCCACCAGAACCACCAGUAGACCAAAGAUAUCUCCGGGAGAAAGAUGAUCUCUUUGAAGCAUAA
This is a messenger RNA of Seminavis robusta, 627 nucleotides long. The record is from the annotation of a GenBank genome assembly. Lineage: Eukaryota; Bacillariophyta; Bacillariophyceae; Naviculales; Naviculaceae.